Lactuca saligna is the source of this 405-nucleotide messenger RNA. The record is from the annotation of a GenBank genome assembly. NCBI's taxonomy places the organism in Eukaryota, Viridiplantae, Streptophyta, Magnoliopsida, Asterales, Asteraceae.
AUGAAAUACACUAUUACUUGUUGUGAUUUGGUGUUACCUUAUGGUGCUAUGAACCAAAAAUGUGCCAGAGGGAUAGUCUUUCCUUAUAAUGAUGGGUUAAUUCACUCACUUCCUUUACGCGAAAAUCACUUGAAGGUUAUGGUAGACAACAUAGAUGAAAGAUAUAAAGGUAUUCCUAUUCCUGUGAUGACAAAUGAAGUUGGUACCCUAGAAGAUGUAGUUGGCACUGUAAUUCAAUGGACGCAGAUCGCAAUUGUUCUUAGUAGGGAACAACAAAGCAAGGCGUCAUCACAACAACAAAUUCAGACCACAAGUGCACGACCAUCAACCGCAAAGGUUGUUAUGGAAAAAAAACAUGCCAAACCAGAAGAUCAACAAACCAAGGCCAAUAGAAUCACUUCGUGA